This is a messenger RNA of Aspergillus mulundensis, 2181 nucleotides long. RefSeq names its product protein kinase domain-containing protein. The transcript has a single exon. The record is from RefSeq and is a predicted model, not a curated record. The coding region runs from base 1 to 2181 and encodes 726 amino acids. Gene Ontology annotation, biological process: protein phosphorylation. Lineage: Eukaryota; Fungi; Ascomycota; Eurotiomycetes; Eurotiales; Aspergillaceae. Gene Ontology annotation, molecular function: ATP binding; protein kinase activity.
AUGUCCGCCCUGACUUCUGUCUGGUGGCCUGAGGAUCGCGUCAAGGCGACUAUCUGCCCGGACUUUGUUUUCAAGCACCUUCCGCCAGCCACGUUGCCCCGCCUUGUGGCUCCCCUGCCAUGGGGCGAGGGUCUGACGAGUGAGACCUACCUUGACUGGAUCCUUGCCAAAGCUGGAAGACUAUUCCUAAUUCUGCUUGAUAUUGGCAUACCUGGGCGCAUAUUUCACCUGGUAGACGAGUCAUUUGACGACAAUGACCUCCCCAUUGCCGCUCACAGUGUCGACCGACUGCAGCUAUCUCAGGAUCCAGAUGCGGAACUGGAUUCCAAGUUCUUCCUGGCUCAAUGGCGAUUUGUCGUGCGGGGCAUUGGCGAAGGCGAGCACGUCAAAUAUACCGAAAACGAAGGCGUUCCGGUUGAAGUUCUGCAAACGGGAACAACACUGGUGAAGGAGGGUGUCGAAAGGGUCGUCUUGGCUGGCGCGGUCUGCAAGAUCUACUUGCGAACCCAGGUGACUGUUGGAGGUGCGCCACACUUCUUCGAAGAGGACGAAGUCCUCGAGGAGAUUCGAUCGAUGAGAAGGCUGGCCCACGACCAUGUCUACUCCAUCUACGCAUCCUACUUUGCCGACGACUCUGUAUGCAUUCUCUUCUCAGGAGUGUAUGAAAGGAACCUCAUGUCCUUUCUCUCCGACACGCCUCAAGCUUUCAAGAAGCUUGCUAAAGAGCGGCGGCGAGAAAUAUUAGUCAAUUGGCCGCACUGCCUUGCGCAUGGUCUGUCCUGGCUGCAUGCUCAUGGGCAGGUCCACGGCCUGAUCCGCCCUUCGAAUAUUCUUAUUGAUGCUGACUUCAAGGUCUUCAUCGGCCAGUUCGAAGCUUUGGAUACGUUACUUCCUCCGGUCAAGGUGGACGAUAUUGAAGCCUAUCAGUACGGUUCGCCGGAGAGGUGGGUGCGCUCGAUCAGCGUCCAGAACAGCGGCCCUACAGGCAGCACCCUUCCAUCAGGAGGACGGACGGGUCGCAAGACUGGCGAACGCCCGAGGCUCAAUUUGUCCCGCCUUAGGAGCUUACAUAUCUCGGAUCCUGACGCAAUGAGCCCCCCUGCUGAGUCGGUCGCUUCGCAUGGCACCGUUAUCCGUGUUGGUAACCAAGAGUCGUCCCGAUAUUCCAUCGGCUUUUCUUCGUCUUCUGGAUCUAGCAAUGGAAGCUCUGGUCGCAAGCGUGGCAUUUCGAUGAAACGGCCCAUACUUUACAGCCCGUCUAUUACGUCUUCCAACGGUUCAGGUUCUUCGGAAGAGCAGAGGUCUAUCAUUUUCAACUCCGUCGGACUUCCCACUGCACAUACUGGCGGCGGAGCAUUGGUUCAAGUAUGGCAAUCACGACAAACUGACCCAGAAGCAUCCGACAUCUUCUCGCUCGGCGCCGUGUUCCUGGAUAUCUUCACCUAUCUCUGCAAACGGAAAAUCUCCUCUUUCUCCAGUCAUCGAGGUGCAAAGAAUCGAACGGCUGGCCGAGGCGGCGGUGUCGCAGACUGCUCCUUUCAUUUAGAUCGAAAUAUGGGCCAAGUGAGCUCAUGGAUUACUCUGCUAGACAGCGACGCGAAGAAGCGCAAAGACCCCGUUUUUCAAGCCGUCCGCCCAAUGCUCGCAAUGUCGCGAGACAUGGUAAGCCGAGAGCCGGGCGACAGGCCGUCUGCCUUUCAAGUAGAGCAACUUUUUGCCCACGCAAUCAAAAAGGCAGACGGCAAGGCUGCGCUCUGCUGCUCGUCUAAUCUAUAUCCCGGCCGUCGAGGGCGUCCAGAUCAUGCACCAAAGGACGAUAAGUUGUCAGUACCAAGGAUCGCAUCGGCGUCGCGGUCACGCUCACGCGCACGCGCACGCGCACGCUCACCCAGAGUCCGGAAUAAAGCGCGGAAUACGCAGAAGGCCAACUUCCAAGACGAGAACGGCCUAUUGAGCCCGACGCCACCCUCCCAGCUUAGGACUUACCUGAGUUCUUCAGACACGGAAUCAUGCACCAGUGACACGGAUGCUGAAUCUCGAUAUACCACUGCAAACAAGAAGCUGAGCCGAAAGAAAUCCGGCAAAGUGCGUGGGGUGUCUCCGGACACAGGCUCGAGCCCUGUGCUCUCCAAUGAUCCGUCAUGGGGAUACGCGACUCCCUGGAUGUCAAUGAAGGGCUGA